This is a messenger RNA of Oppia nitens, 341 nucleotides long. RefSeq names its product molybdopterin synthase sulfur carrier subunit-like (gene Mocs2A). The transcript has a single exon. NCBI's taxonomy places the organism in Eukaryota, Metazoa, Arthropoda, Arachnida, Sarcoptiformes, Oppiidae. The record is from RefSeq and is a predicted model, not a curated record. Gene Ontology annotation, biological process: Mo-molybdopterin cofactor biosynthetic process. The coding region runs from base 1 to 276 and encodes 91 amino acids.
AUGACUGUCGAAAUAUCGGUACUGUUGUUUGCAAUGGCCAGGGAUCGGGUGGGCACCGACAGGGUUGCCGUACCGUUAGUUACCAGACACUGGCCGUCUAGACAGUUGUUGUUGGACUACUUGUUCCAAACAAGUCCAGAGUUACAGGUGUUGACCGAAUUGCGGCCAAUACUGGCCGUUGCCAUCAAUGAACAGUAUGUUACCGAUGAUGACACCGAUAUAGUACUGGAAGACAACGAUGUGGUGGCACUCAUACCGCCCAUCACUGGUGGAUAACAUACCACUCAUAAGUGGUAUUAGAAAACAAAACUUAUAAUUAAAUUAAAUAAAUAAUUAUUAUA